CAUGACCACGGAUGGGCUCUGGACAGCCUGAGCUGGUGGGGGCACCCAGCCCAUGGCAGGGACUGGGGAUGGAUGGGCUCCAACCGAAGCCAUUCUGUGACAGGAACCUCCAGCCUGGCCAAACUGAACUUGAACGCUUUGAGGAGCCAACUUGUUUACUGUAAAUCGUGCGCUGCUGUAGUUUACAGCCCCGCAGUGAGGGCGGAGGAGUCAAUACGUUCAGUGCUGGCACCCACACAGCCAGGCUGCAGUCUCGUGUGUCAGCCUGCAGCAACAGAACGGUGACAGCGAUGCGCUGGGAGCAUCUGGCACAGCAACCCGAUUUCCUCAAUAAACCCCACACAUCCCGCAGCGCUGCCCCUCGACGUACAGCCCCAACAGGACCGCCCUCGGGGCGGCGCAGCACGGAGCAGCCCGGUUCCGCCCCCUAAGAGGCGGGGAAGCUCCCAUCGGUCGCUUUGCGUUCCCGGCUCCGCUUCUCCCUUUACGCCGCUCGGCCGCGGAGCGCUCGGCCCCGCGCAGCGCUGCGGAGGUGGCGGCGGGCGAGAGCUGAGAUUGAGACUGCAGUUAUGGAACAGAGAACCAGAAAAUGACAGAAAAAUGUUAGAUGCUCUCUUCUAGGACACAGUCAUGUUGGAAGGGUUGGUAGCCUGGGUCCUCAACACCUAUUUGGGCAAAUAUGUCAAUAACCUGAACACAGAUCAGCUCUCCGUUGCUCUUCUAAAAGGUGCUGUUGAACUAGAAAACUUACCACUAAAGAAGGAUGCCUUGAAGGAACUAGAGCUGCCAUUUGAAGUAAAAGCAGGUUUCAUUGGCAAAAUAACUCUGCAGAUACCUUUUUAUCGCCCACAUGUGGAUCCAUGGGUAAUAUCUGUCUCAAAACUGCACCUAAUUGGUGCACCAGAAAAAAAGGAAGAUUUUGAUGAGGAAAAGGAGAAGUUGCAAGAAAGAGAACAUAAGAAAGCCCUCCUUGUAGCACUUGAAGAAAAAUGGAAGAAAGAACGACAGCAGAAAGGGGAAUCUUACUGGUACUCAGUUACUGCAUCGGUAGUCACCAGAAUCGUAGAAAACAUUGAAUUAAAAAUUCAGGAUGUCCACCUGAGGUUUGAAGAUGAUGUCACCAAUCCGUUGCAGCCUUUUGCAUUUGGCAUAUGCAUCAAAAAUGUCUCCAUGCAAAAUGCAGCGUUUGAACCAGUAGAGAAACUGAUGCGGAAAAAGCAGUUAGAUGUUGCUGACUUCAGUAUUUAUUGGGAUACAGAUUGCACUUUAUUGGGUGACCUGCCUCCUGCUCAGCUACAGGAAGCCAUGGAUAAAAGUAUGGAAAGCCAUGAUCAUAAUUACAUUAUGGAACCUGUAUGCACUUCUGCUCUUCUGAAGAGGAAUUGUUCAAAGGAGCCUUUAAGGUCUCGCCAGACUCCACGACUCGAGUGUGACAUUGUGCUUGAGACCAUACCCCUGAAGCUGUCCCAGAUGCAGUAUCAGCAGAUCAUGGCAUUUCUAAAGGAACUGGCUAGAAAGGAACGGCAGCUUAAAUUCAGAAAGUGGAGACCAAAGGUUACAGUAACAGAAAACUGCCGAGAGUGGUGGAUCUUUGCUUUGAAUGCCAACCUUUCGGAGAUCAGGGAGCAGAGGCAGCGUUCCACAUGGGAGUUUGUGUUACAUCGGGCCCAGGAUGCAGUAUCUUAUACUGACUUGUAUUAUUGCAAGUUGAAGGGGGAGCUGCUCACUGCUGCAGAGCAGGCAGAAAUGCAUCGCAUUGAGGAUGAGCAAACUUAUGAAGAAUUGAAGAUCCUCUGUGAGAUAGUUCAUGAUAAAUUUCAUGACAUAGCUGAGAGCAUUAAAGAACCAUUGCCUGAUUCUCCUGGAGCUUCUCCUUCAGCAGAAUCUGCACAUGGCAGUAGCACUGGGAUGCUGCAGUACCUUCAGUCUUGGUUUCCUGGUUGGGGAGGUUGGUAUGGAUACACGCAACAGCCAUAUGAAGGUGAACCUUUUGAAGGGCUUUUGCCAGACCCACAGGAGCAGUGGAAUCCAGAAGACAUACUAGGUGCAGAUGAUUUUUUUGAUCCUGCUGCAGAUGCCUCCAGCAUGAAUACAUUCACAAAAAGGGAUCAUGUAUUUGCUAAGCUAAAUCUGCAGUUGCAAGGUGGCUCUUUCACUCUGUUGCAUAAGGAGAAGAAAGUGGCGCGUGGUGAGGAGAGUGCUUUUAUGCAGCUGGAGUUUUCAGGUGUGAAGAUCUUAGCAGAAUCCCUUCCUCGCAGAAAUUCUUCCCUUCUAAAAGUUCAGCUUGGUGGUCUUUUCCUGAGGGAUUUGGCAACAGAAGGGACCAUAUUCCCUGUCCUUGUUUUCCCUAAUCCUCAAAAAGAGGUUGGCUGCGUAUCUUCCUUUGGGCUCCAGAAUUUGUCAUCUGAAAUGACGAACCAAAACACUGAUCCCGAUGCCCCAGUGUUUGAGAUGCUCUAUGAAAGAAAUCCUAUCCACAGCAAUUUUGAGAGGCGCCUGGAAGUCAGCACCAGACCCCUAAAUAUUAUUUACAAUCCCCAAGCCAUUAAGAAAGUAGCCGACUUCUUCUACAAGGGAAGGGUUCAUACCUCAGGUUUUGGAUAUCAGUCUGAGUUAGAGGCCAGAGUGGCUGAAGCUGCCAGAAGACAGUACAACAAGCUGAAAAUGCAGACGAAAGCUGAAAUCAGGCAAACUAUUGAUCGUUUGCUAGUAGGAGACUUCAUUGAAAACAGCAAGAGCUGGACAGUGUGCCUUGAUAUUUCUGCCCCUCAGGUGAUCUUUCCUGAUGAUUUCAAAUUUGUGGAUCCAGUGUUAGUUGUUAUAGAUCUGGGAAGAAUAUUGCUUACCAAUUCUCAAGAAGAAUCUAAAAGGAAUGUGGAUGCUUUUUCACCAGAAUUCAAUGAGUUAAGUGAUGAGGAAUAUAAAACACCUCUUGCAACUCCUCCCAAUACUCCACCACCUGAAACCAACACUAACAGUGGAAUCAAACUCUCUGAAUUUACUGGAGUAGAAAUAAGUGAAGAGCAGUUACAAGCACACUUAAUGAGUAAGAAAAUGUAUGAGAGAUACACGCUUUCAUUUCUGGAUCUUCAGAUCAUGGUGGGCCGAGUGAAAGACAACUGGAAACACGUUCAGGAUAGUGAUGUGGGUCCAACACAUGUGGUAGAAAAAUUCAAUGUUCACCUGCAGUUGGAGCGCAGAUUGAUAUACACAUCUGACCCCAAAUACCCAGGAGCUGUCCUGUCUGGCAGUCUACCGGACUUGAAAAUUCAUAUCAAUGAAGAUAAAAUAUUGGCUUUGAAGAACUGUUGCACACAGCUGAGUGCAUCUGAAACAAAGUCAUCAGAUGGCCUAAAUUUAGGGAAAGAUAAGAUUUUUUCAGAGGUAGACCAGCUUGGCACUUUGCAUGAUUCUGUAAUGAAUCUAACGCAGAGUGUUGUGAUGCUCGAGCAGCAUACCAGGGAAGUUCUUGUUGAAUCUCAACUGCUACUGGCUGAGUUCAAAGUAAACUGUAUGCAGCUGGGAGUUGAAAGUAAUGGACGGUAUAUCUCUGUACUGAAGGUUUUUGGCACCAAUGCCCAUUUUGUGAAAAGGCCUUACGAUGCAGAAGUGUCUCUAACUGUUCAUGGACUGUUACUUGUCGAUACUAUGCAAACAUAUGGAACAGACUUUGAUCUUUUGAUGGCUUCUCAUAAGAAUCUGAGUUUUGAUGUACCAACAGGAAGUCUCAGAGACAGCAGGGCUCAGUCACCAGUUUACGGACCGUGUGAUGCACAUCCCAUUGAUGCAUCCAGUCUGACAGAGAGAUGUGCUGCUGCAUCAAAUACUUCAUCUGGCAACAAUGGGAAAGAUCAAGAGUCUUUGAUAAAAUUAGAGUAUCAGUUUGUGAGUGCAGAAUGCCCGUCAAUGAAUUUGGAUAGCAGCCUGCAGGUGAUCUCUGUACAGGUGAACAACCUGGAUAUCAUCCUCAAUCCAGAGACAAUUGUUGAACUGAUUGGGUUUCUCCAGAAAUCUUUCCCAAAAGAGAAAGAAGAUUCCAGUCCUCAACCUUUAAUGGACGACACGGAAAGAGAUUGGAGGGAACAGGAAACCUUUCAGUCUACUUAUGUACAGAAUACAGAGGUAGCAGUUGAUAUUCACUGGUUGAAUAUCCUCCUCCUCAGGACAGUUGGAAUGACAAAUGGAGAAAAAUAUGGCAGAAAAAUUGCAACAGCCAGUAUUGGUGGUACCAAAGUCAAUGUUUCCAUGUGUAGUAAAUUGGAUGUGAAUGGCUCUCUUGGAUGUCUUCACCUGACUGAUUUAACACAAGACAGUGUUAAGAACCAGUAUGUUGUCAGCAUAGGGAAUACAGGAAGGUAUGAAAAUCUCAUUGGUGAUGUAGAUUACUUUGAAUCUUUAUUCUUUAGACUCGAUGAUGAAAGUAGCCUUCCAGAUGCGUUAAGUUUCACUCUGACCGAAAAGUCAAAAGAGGAAUGCUCUCUCAAUCUCAGAAUGGCCUCCUUACACUACAACCACUCUGCUAAAUUUCUGAAGGAACUGACUUUGUCAAUGGAUGAAUUGGAAGAGAAUUUCCGCAGCAUGCUGAAAAGUGCAGCUUCAAAAGUUACUACAGUCUUGGCAACUAAAACUGCUGAAUACAGUGAAAUGGUUUCUUUGUUUGAUACGACGCCAAGAUCAAGAGAUGUUGCCAACUUGGAAGAUCAUGAUGGCUAUGCAUUUGGGUCACCACCUCUCAAAAGCGAUACUAUUAAGCUUAUAUUGAACAUCAACAUUGAAUCACCAAUUGUCUCAAUACCUCGAAAGCCUGGUAGCCCUGAGCUGCUUGUAGGUCACCUAGGACAAAUAUCUAUUCAGAAUUUUGUACCAGGAGAAGAUGAGUCUACAAGUGAUAGACUGCAAGUUGAAAUAAAAGAUAUUAAAAUGUAUUCUUUAAAUACCAGUCAGUUUAUGAGCAAGAAGGAGUCUGCAAGUGAAGUAUCUCAAGGUCUUCAUUCUUCAGGUCCUGCCAGUAUUAAUAGCCAGGAGGAAUCCCAAUUUACUCGUCAUGACUUCUUUGAAUCAUUACAUAAAGGCCAUGCUUUCCACAUCCUGAAUAACACCACCAUCCAGUUUAAAUUAGAAAAGAUACCACUAGGGAGAGAUUUAGAUAUAACAUUCCCACUGAGUAAUGAAGACUUUGGAAUAUCAAGCAUCAUGAAAAUUGAAGGGAAAUUUGUGAACCCUCUUCAGGUUGUGUUAGCAAAACAUGUGUAUGAACAGGUCCUGCAAACUCUGGAUAAUUUAAUUUACAAUGAAGACUUGAACAAAUUUCCAGCUGUUACUGCAUCUUCGACUUGUCACAGUUCUCCAUCAGCAUCAGCUCUUAGUACAGGCACAGAAUUCUCAAGUGAGCGGAAGGAAAAUGGCUUAUUCAGCCACUCCAGUUUUAAUUCUGUUCCAAACAAGUCAUUGGCUAUCAGAGAAACAAAGUCUUUCACUCAGAUUCAAGCAAACUUCCACAUCUCUGAGCUCCAGGUUCAGUUAAGUGGCGAUCUUACACUCGGUGCACAAGGCCUUGUCAGCCUUAAGUUUCAGGAUUUUGAUGUUGAGUUUACUAAAGAUCAUCCUCAGACUUUGUCUAUUCAGAUUGCCUUGCGUUCACUGCUAAUGGAAGAUCUUCUAGAAAAAAAACCAGACUCUGUGUAUAAGAAUCUGAUGGUGUCCCGUGGAGCACCCAAGCCAUCCAGUUUAGCACACAAGGAAUACCUUUCACAGUCAUGUCCCUCAGUAUCCAAUGUUGAAUAUCCAGAUAUGCCACGCUCUCUGCCAUCUCAUAUGGAAGAAGCAUCCAAUGUCUUUCAGCUUUACCAAAGACCAGUUUGUGCCUCACGUAAGAAGCAAAAAGAAGAUGCUGAUUCUGAAUACCCCCUGACUCCACCUCCUUCUCCAACAGCAGAUAGAUCCAAGCUGCCUUGUGGAAAAAGUCACUUUGAUGAUUCAUUAGUUCAUAUCAAUAUAUUUCUAGUGGAUAGGAAACAUCCUGAGUUUUCCUCUCGCUAUAGCAAGAUUAAUCGGAGCAUAGAUGUUGAUUUCAAUUGUCUGGAUGUCUUAAUAACUCUGCAAACCUGGGUAGUGAUACUGGAUUUCUUUGGGAUUGGAUCCACUGCUGAUAACCAUGCGAUGAAGCUGCAACCUGAAGAUACUCAGCACACAUCUAAGUCAGAAGUAAAUACCUCGUCUGUUUCUGCAGCCCAAGAGCCUGUAAACACUAAGCUGGAUUUGAAGGUCCAUUCUUUGUCUUUAGUACUGAACAAGACAACGAGUGAGCUCGCUAAAGCCAGUGUGUCAAAACUUGCAGCUCACUUGGAAGUAAUUGAUGGGGAUUUAGCCCUGCAGGGAAGCAUUGGAGGUCUGUCCUUAAGUGACCUUACAGCUCACGGGGAGUUUUACAGAGAACGUUUCACUACGAGUGGUGAAGAAGCACUCAUUUUUCAAGCUUACAAAUACGGGCGGCCAGAUCCAUUGUUGCAGAGGGAGUGUGAUAUUCGUGUCACUCUCCGGAUGGCAUCUGUUCAGUAUGUACACACCCAACGCUUCCAGGCCGAAGUGAUUUCCUUCAUUCAGCACUUCACUCAGCUUCAGGAUGUCCUGGGCCGGCAGAGAGCAGCAAUUGAAGGACAAACAGUGAGAGAUAAAGCUCAGCGAGCUUCCCGGGUUCUCCUUGAUAUUGAGGCUGGUGCUCCUGUGCUGCUUAUACCUGAAAGCUCAAAAUCCAACAGUCUUAUUGUCGCCAAUCUUGGAAAACUGAAAGUGAAGAACAGAUUUCUGUUUGCGGGUAUGCCAGGUACCUUCUCACUGAAGAACAAGCAGGAUUCCGUUCAGUUUUCAUCUCCUUUGGGAACUCCAAAGCACAGCAUGAAGAAAACCACGAGUACAGAUGAAUCCAAAGUAGUGAUGGAAGGAUUGUUCAUGAAAAAGCCAUCAGGAGGAAAUGUUUCUAGGCUGAAGAGUGAGCUUAAUUCAUUGAGUAAGCCACAAGGACAGCAGUCCAAAUUACCUGUAGUACCAAACCCUGAGAGCCCAGAGGAUCACAUCUGCCUCUUAGACUGCAUUGUGGUUGAUCUGCAGGACAUGGACAUAUUUGCUGCAGAGAGAUACCCGAGAGAGUAUUCCAAGGCUGUGGAAGACACAAGUACAGACUUGAGCUUUCCAUCCUAUUGUGUGAGGCAGACAGGAGGAAGUCUAUUGAAAGAACCUUUCAGGCUGAAGUUGCAAGUAGAGAGAAACUUAGACAAAGAGCUGAGUCAUGCAGUUGCAGACAUAUUGAUACACGGCAGUCUCUCAUCAGUCCAUUGCUCUCUGGAUUUGCCUAAAUACAAACUGAUACGUGGCUUGCUGGAGAACAACCUUGGGGAACCUAUCGAGGAGUUCAUGCGACCUUAUGACCUGCAGGAUCCAAGAAUUCAUACAGUUUUGAGUGGAGAAGUGUAUACUUCUAUGUCUUUCCUCGUUGACAUGGUUAAUGUCAGUCUGGAACUGAUGGAUCCAAAAGGAAAAGAUGAGUGCAGCUCUUUAGCCAGAUUUGAUUUUAAAAAAUCGAAAUUGCUUUUUGAAAGCUCCUCAAACAGAACAAAGUCUGUAAAUUUGGUUUCCCAUUCCAUGAUGGCGUUUGACACGCGUUACGCUGGACAGAAAUCCACAGCAGGCAUGCCCAAUGUGUUCAAUUGCAUCUUCCAGUCAUCAAAGAACACUAGCAGUCCAGGAGCAAUCCAAAUUGAGUUGCAUUACAGGUCUACUAAGGAUUCCUCCAGUUUCACAGUAGUACUGAACAAUCUCCGUGUGUUUUUAAUAUUUGACUGGUUGUUACUGGUUCAUGACUUUCUGUAUACUCCUGGAGAUACCAAAAAGAGGGAAAAUGUCCUUUCUUCCCGGCAACGCACUUACAGCAGUGAAACAAGUGUGGUUCCAAAAGCAGUGAAAAGUGGAGUAGUUACAAAACGUUCAUCACUACAUGUGUCUACAGAAAAACAGCUGGAAGUUAAGGUCAAUGUGACAGGAACUGAAUUUGUGGUUGUUGAAGACAUGUCUUGUUUUGAUACGAAUGCAAUUAUUUUGAAGGGGACCACUGUUCUCACUUACAAGCCCAAGUUGUUGGAUCGUCCUUUCUCUGGUAGUUUGUUUGGCAUUGAGGUAUUUUCAUGCCGGUUAGGGAACGAACAAGAGACUGCACUGUCAAUUAUUGAUCCAGUCCAAAUUCAGGUGGAACUCGUUGGGAACGCUUCCUACCCGAGUGGUUCGGGGCUGUUGGAUGCUUUCAACAGUGAAGAUUUCCCCCCUAUUCUAGAGAUUCAAUUGCAAGCAUUGGAUAUUCGACUGUCCUACAAUGAUGUCCAACUGUUCUUGGCAAUUGCUAAAUCAAUUCCUCAACAGACAAGUGCAGCUAUGCCUGACUCCAGUGCAUCAGUUGCCGAGAGUACUACUAACCCCAGUUCAUCACUGGUGGCUGAGCCUUCUUGCUUGACAAGUGAAAACAGAGAGAUACCCAAGCGUGUGUUGGAUCCUGUUCUUGAGGUGCAGCUGGCUCGCCUUCAGGACUUGGGAUUCGGAAUGGGAGACUGCCGCAAAGCUCUUCUGUGCUCCCAAGGUGAUUUGAAAAAAGCAGCAAGUUGGCUGUUUAAGAAUGCUGAACCUUUGAAAUCACUUUCCCUGACUUCAUCUGGUCGAGACAAUCAAGGGAUUGUGCCUUUUCAGUUCAUCUCUGGGGUGGAAAUCAAGGCAGAAAGUAUAUGCAUCUGCUUUAUUGAUGACUGCAUGGACUGUGAUGUUCCCCUUGCUGAGCUAACGUUCUCACGUUUGAAUUUUCUCCAGCAUUUGAGGGCCAAUCCUGAAGGCUGUGCUCAUUUUACCCUCUCUGGGGAUUAUUAUAACCGUGAGCUUUCAGGCUGGGAGCCAUUUAUUGAGCCAUGGCCAUGCUCAGUUUCUUGGCAGCAGCAUGCUUCAAGCCGCCUCCACCCUUCCAGAUUGAAGCUGGAAGUAAAGGCCAAACACCGUUUGGAUGUCAACAUUACCUCUGUCUUCUUAGAACAGUAUGCAAGCACCAAGCAGUCAUGGAUGGAAGAUUACUGUAAACAGGACAAAGAAGUAAAUGCAAUCAGUUCUGAAGAGUGGAUGGGCUCUUCAGAGGAUUCACCAUGUUUUGGACAGAGCCUUCCUCUUGUCUACCUUAGAACUAGGAGUACAGCCAGUUUGACUAACCUAGAGCAUCAGAUCUAUGCUAGAGCUGAAAUGAAGACCCCAAAACGCAGACAGCCAUUUGUGCCCUUUGCUCUGAGAAACCAUACUGGAUGCACUCUGUGGUUUGCUACCCUAACUACAACACCUACCCGGGCUGCACUGUCUCACAGUGGGAGUCCAGGAGUUGUUCCUGAGGAAAAUGGAACGUUGCUGGAUGAUGCCCAUAAUGUCAGUGAGUGGAAAGAAGUUAUCACAGGGGAAGAAGUUCCAUUUGAGUUUGAAGCCAGAGGGAAACUCAGACACAGGCACACGCAUGAUCUGAGGAUUCAUCAGCUGCAAGUGAGAGUGAAUGGCUGGGAAGAAGUCAGCCCAGUGUCUGUAGACAAAGUUGGAACCUUUUUCCGAUAUGCUGCACCAGACAAGAAUUCCUCCUCUUCCACUCUUGGAAGCCCAAUAAGUAGAACAAACAUAAUACAUCCACAAGUUUAUUUUUCUUCAUUACCUCCUGUGCGUGUGGUAUUUGAAGUAACCAUGGAAGGCAGUGCUCGGAAGGUGAUCACCGUGCGCUCAGCCUUGAUUGUGAAGAACAAGCUGGAAACACCCAUGGAGCUAAGGCUGGAUAGUCCUUCUGCUCCUGACAAACCUGUAGUUCUUCCAGCAGUUAUGCCAGGUGAUGCCUUUGCUAUUCCACUGCACCUGACAUCUUGGCGUUUACAAGCCAGGCCAAAGGGACUGGGAGUCUUCUUCUGUAAGGCUCCAAUUCAUUGGACUAAUGUUCAGAAGACAGCAGAAGUUUGUAGCAGCAAACGGGAGUGCCAUUCCAUGGAGUCUGAGAACAGCCGCUUUUUCAGAUUUUGUGUGGCGAUCAAGAAAGAGAACUACCCUGAUUACAUGCCCUCCAGCAUAUUUUCUGACAGUGCUAAACAGAUUUUCAGGCAGCCUGGCCAUACUAUUUAUCUUUUGCCAACAGUGGUGGUCUGUAACUUGCUGCCUUGUGAACUUGAGUUUUAUGUUAAAGGGAUGCCAAUCAGUGGCACACUGAAACCCGGCAAGGAGGUGGCAUUGCACACAGCUGAUACAUCUCAGAACAUCGAGCUUGGAGUACUGCUAGAAAACUUCCCAAUCUGCAAAGAGCUGUUGAUUCCUCCUGGGACACAAAACUAUAUGGUGAGGAUGCGAUUGUAUGAUGUCAACAAACGCCAGCUGAAUUUGACCAUAAGGAUUGUGUGUCGUGCAGAAGGUUCUCUGAAGAUUCUCAUUUCAGCCCCGUAUUGGUUAAUCAAUAAAACAGGAUUGCCACUCAUCUUCAGACAAGAUAAUGCCAAAACAGAUGCAGCUGGGCAGUUUGAAGAGCAUGAACUUGCUAGAAGCCUCAGCCCACUUCUCUUCUGUUACGCUGAUAAAGAACAGCCCAACUUCUGUACGAUGCGGGUUGGGAAAGGCAUCCAUCCUGAAGGCAUGCCAGGCUGGUGCCAGGGCUUUUCCUUGGACGGCGGUAGCGGUGUCAGAGCCCUCAAGGUGAUCCAGCAUGGAAACCGACCAGGCCUCAUUUACAACAUUGGUAUUGAUGUUAAGAAGGGCAGAGGGCGUUACAUUGAUACCUGCAUGGUGACAUUUGCCCCCCGUUACCUGCUAGAUAAUAAGUCCAGCUAUAAGCUUGCCUUUGUUCAGAGGGAGUUUGCCAGAGGCCAGGGGACAUCCAACCCUGAUGGCUACAUCUCCACGCUGCCUGGCUCCAGCGUUGUGUUCCACUGGCCACGCAAUGACUAUGAUCAGCUGUUAUGUGUGAGACUGAUGGAUGUCCCAAACUGCAUUUGGUCUGGGGGAUUUGAAGUCAACAAAAAUAACUCGUUCCAUAUUAAUAUGAGGGACACCCUGGGAAAAUGCUACUUCUUAAGGGUAGAAAUUACUCUUCAGGGAGCCACGUACCACGUUGCAUUCAGUGACACAGAUCAGCUGCCACCACCUUUUCGCAUAGACAAUUUUUCCAAGGUCCCAAUUGUUUUUAAUCAGCACGGUGUUGUCGAGCCAAGGCUGUACACUGAGGUGAAGCCCAUGACCUCCCUGGAUUAUGCAUGGGAUGAACCCAUCCUACAACCAUUUGUCAUGCUGACAGUUAAGGGAGCAGGGUCCUCAGAGAUUGUCUGCAGCAUGAAUGACUUCCAAGACAGCAAACAGCUUUAUUAUGAAAACUUCAUUUAUAUUGCUGCUACCUAUACUUUCUCAGGUUUACAGGAGACAAGUGUAAGACCCGUUGCUUCAAACAGGGAUGCUGCAUAUGCAGAGCUUGUCCUUGAUGUUUCUCCAAAGACACAACGAGUUAUCCUGAAAAAAAAGGAGCCAGGAAAACGAUCCCAGCUUUGGAGGAUGACUGGCACAGGAAUGCUUUGCCACGAAGGCUCCUCUGUUCCUCAUAACCCUCAUAAACCUUCUCCUCGGUCUGUGGAGUCUUGUAUGAUUUUAGAUAUUGCUGGUCUGGCAGCUGUCACAGAUAACAGAUAUGAGCCCCUUAUGUUGAGGAAGCCUGAUCGGCGGCGCAGCACCACCCAGACGUGGAGUUUUCGUGAUGGGAAGUUGACCUGUGGUAUUCAUGGACUGGUUGUCCAGGCAAAGGGAGGAAUAUUAGGUCUCCAUGAUGGAGCAGAAGUUGUUCUUGGUCCGGACACUUCCAUUGAGCUUUUGGGGUCAGUUCCACCAGAACAGCAGUUCAUAAACCAGAAGAUGAGGCCGGGCUCAGGAGUGCUGGCUGUUCGAGUCAUCCCAGAUGGGCCAACUCGAGUUCUGCAGAUAACAGAUUUUAACCAGCGCAGAAAUGAUCGUUUAUCCAGUGGAGGAGAUGAAUUCCCAAUUACAGAGCAAGAUCUACGCAAAUUAAAAAAUCCAAAUGUGGAGCAAGAAUUAGAAGUGCUUGUGAAACUGGAAGGUGGAAUAGGAUUGUCAUUAGUCAACAAAGUCCCCGAAGAGCUAAUAUUUGCAAGCCUCACAAGAAUUAAUGUUCACUACACACAGAUGUCAACGAGUCAGGUGCUAGAGCUCAGCGUGCAGGAUGUGCAGGUGGACAACCAGCUCAUUGGCACCACGCAGCCUUUUAUGCUCUUCCUGACACCUCGGAUGAGUGAAAACGAGCCCAUGGAGACUGCUCCUGCAGUGCAAGUGAAUGCCAUGAAAUUUCCCAGUAAGAAUGCACUGACUGAUAUAUACAAGCAUCUGAUGAUCACUGCUCGAAAGUUCACCGUUCAAAUUGAGGAGAAGUUGCUCCUGAAGCUGUUGAGUUUCUUUGGCUAUGCUCAAUCUGAAUCAGAAGUUGAAAAGUAUGACGAAAACCUCCAUGAGAAGGUGGUUGAAAAAGGUGGAGGGCAAAAGCGAUACUACUUUGAAAAUCUAAAAAUCAGUGUGCCUCAAAUCAAGUUGAGUGUCUUCACUUCCAACAAGCUACCUUUGGAUCUCAAGGCAUUGAAAAGCACGCUGGGAUUUCCUCUAAUCCGAUUUGAAGAUGCUGUGAUUAAUCUGGAUCCUUUCACUAGGGUCCAUCCAUAUGAAACUCAGGAAUUUAUCAUUAAUGACAUUCUGAAACACUUCCAAGAGGAGCUGCUUAGUCAGGCAGCAAGGAUUCUAGGUUCUGUGGAUUUCCUGGGCAACCCUAUGGGUCUACUGAAUGAUGUUUCAGAAGGCGUUACUGGACUUAUAAAGUAUGGCAAUGUUGGUGGUCUCAUAAGAAAUGUCACACAUGGAGUAUCCAAUUCAGCUGCAAAGUUUGCUGGGACCUUGUCAGAUGGCUUGGGAAAGACAAUGGACAACAGACAUCAAACCGAGCGCGAAUACAUCCGCUAUCACGCUGCAACGAGUGGAGAGCACCUUGUUGCAGGCAUCCAUGGCCUUGCACAUGGUAUCAUUGGAGGUCUGACAAGCGUCAUCACUUCAACAGUAGAAGGUGUGAAGACUGAAGGAGGUGUCAGUGGUUUCAUAUCAGGUCUUGGGAAGGGUCUGGUUGGCACAGUAACCAAACCUGUUGCUGGAGCUCUGGAUUUUGCAUCAGAAACUGCACAGGCAGUGAGGGACACCGCGACUCUGAGCGGCCCCAGGGGUAUAAAAAAGAACAACAAAGGAUUUGGACGUUCCUUGGGUUGCUGUGUACCAAAUAUCCCCCUGCUGCAUUUGUUAACUGUUCAAAUAUGUGCAGUUUGGAAUCAAAAUAGAACAGUGUUCCAAACUCAGGAUGCUGGCUCCUGUUGAAUUUUCUGUUUUAAGUGUGUGCUGGGCCAUGCAGACUCCUCCAAGCUAAGUGCACCAAACAUCCAACUGCUGAAAAUGAGUUUGUGGCAGUAACUGAUCUCAAAAGUAUUCUGAACAAGUAGGAAUGAUGAGCAUUUUAGGAACUGUCCUGAACUUAUCAUGAGGCUGACAGCUAAGGUGUAAGUUUCAGGUAUUGGUGCAGAAAGUGUUAGCAGUUAAUUACAGCUCUACUGAAAUAGCAUGGGAAGUAACUGUAAAUUAAAGGCCCUUGCAGUUCUCUUUAUCUUACGGGUCAAUUUCUUCAUUAUUUCUUUAUUAAAUUAAAAAAAAAAAAGAGCCCUGAAAUGAUGCUGCUUGGCUUCAAAUUUUACUGAAUUUGAGUUGGAGAGCAAUGGGGAAGACUCUGUGGCUUGUGUUACUCGGUGAUUGUGCUCCUUGGACAGAAAUCUCUGUUGGUUUCAGAUGUAUUGAUUUGUACUGGGAUUCAUGCAGCUAGCAAAACCUCUGUGUUUGCAGUGUGGAGCCAAGCUCAGUCCUGCUGAGACACAGACGAUGGCUUUAUAGCUUACUGUGGUAGUUUAAAAUGUGAUGUGUUUAAAGGGCAAGCAGAUAUUUUCAAGUCUAACUAUAGGCUGGACGUUUUCAAGGCUAAUCUUAAGUGUUACUGUAUUGUAUUCGUAAUUUAUGAAUAAAGCUGCCUUAAUAUUUUUAAAUUUUAAUGCCGGGGAUAAAAGAAAACAGUUGUUGGCAACGCCGUAUCCAUCUAAUUUAUAAACAGUUAAUGUUGUGACUUUAUACCUUUCUGGGGGGGUUUAUGCGUUCCAAGCACUGCAGUGUCACAUACAAGAGUUCUGAUUAUUUCCAUACUUGUCAUACAUUGCCAGAAGUCUUAAAGGCCAGCUCAGAACAGGAAAGCUGUUGUAUCUCUAGAUGUGCUUGGAAGGCUCUCCUAGAGACCUGUGUUAACUCCUAGCACAGCCCAGGUUCAGGGGGUGGAUUCAGAUGUGCGUCCAAUUGAUGAGCAGCACACAGAACUGCUGCUGCAGUGCUGUCAGGAUUCUGCCAGGUCAGGGCACAUCUUGAACCUUGUUUUGUCACUGCUGAGCUGCUGCUGGGAGGGCUCACGUCCUUAUCGGAUUGGCAGAAGUAAGGGGGCGACUUCCUGGCCUGCUCAAUUCUCAUAAUGCUGUCAGCGAGCCAGUUGUAUUAGUUAAAAAUAGAGGCUGCCGUGCCAUUAAGGGACCUAGAAAAUUCUUCUGGAGGUAGUUGUUUCUUCUAAAUGCAUCUGGAAGGAAGCAUCCUGCACUGGUUUUUCUUUGUUCACCACCUUUCAUGUUAUCGCUCAGAAAUACAUGAUGAGCUUGCAAAGAUUGAGACAAUGCCAGCAGCAGGUAAUUUAUUAUUAAUUGGUUGAUAUGCUUAUUUUCCACUCUGUGCAUCCAUCUCACUGUCAGCUACAACUCUCACUGUAGAUCUAAAAGCAUUACACUCAAGGGCAUGAGAAUACCUUGAAAAGGGGAAAUAGAAAAUGUGUAAAUAAUUGUCUGGAAGGUCGUCCUGGCUGAUUCAUUCUCAGCGUUUUGCAUUUUGAUGACAGGCAUUGCUUGAACCUUAACACCUCUGUGCUUGUCCCCACAUCCCUCCUUCCCUUGUGCUCCAUUGAGACCUGACUCAGAGUCUUCAGAGCUCUGCCAUUUAUGGGCCAGGGCUGUGAUGCAGUUGGCACUGCUGUCCUACUGGGAACCCUUCACAAGGUGUCCAUACACAGCUGAGGUUACACGUACAGCCAGCAGUCACUGUGUUGGGUAAAUCUGGAAAUGGCUCAUACGUUCCGCUUGAGCUGAUUUAUCAGUCAGAUCUGUAAAUAAUUUCAGCACUGUGAUUUCCUUCAUAUCCUCUUUCCUCUCUUUUUCUCAUAGGUACAUAAUAGGCCUUUAUUAUGAACUGUUUUCUCAAAUGAAUUGCUUUGUUGGGUUUUUUCUUCUUUUUUCAGCAUUUGUCCCUUUUUCUCCCAUGGCACCACGUUAAAUCCCUGUAGCCAUUUGCUUUUCUUCCAUGUUAGCUCUGCCUUCUUCCAUCAUUAGUCACCAUGGUACUUCUUUGUCUAGCUUCAAGCUUUUAUUAUCUCCCUGUCCAGGUUCUUCCAUUGCUGUUGUUGAGCUACUCUGCAGUCCCACAGUCUGUAUGUUCCCACCCACACUGUGUGCAGAGGGACUGCCAUAUCCCUGUUCUGUGAUGAGCUGUGCUCUGCAAGUCAUCCAAAACCACGCUGGCUGCUUGGACUGCCAUAUCACAUUGCAAAUUGAUGUCCAGUUCUCUGCGUGCUGUUUUCCCCCAAGAGUUUUUUGUUUUGUUUCACUGCAUUGCAAGUAUCUCCUUGUCAUUUAAUAUUUGUGUUCUGGGUUAUUUUUCCCUAGAUGAACCGGGCUGCAGUUUUGUAGGUCGAGUCCAUUUCAUUUCCUGCCAUAUUUCUGACCUCUUCAGGUUCUUCAGUGUUUCACUGUCCUCACUGGAGUUUUAAACAUCUUGUAGCUUGUCCUCUGUAAAUAGAAUUUUAUAGGCUGCUUUUACUGGAUCCCUGAAGCUGAAGCUCUGCAUGGUAGACACUUGCUGUUCUAAUCGAUAGUUUUCUGUUACCAGUCUCACCUGCUCAAUAUUCUUCUGUGAGGUUUUAAGUUACCAUUGGUAAUGUCCAGUAGUUCUGCAGGAGCUCCUCUUCAGUUCUUCAGAUGUUUGUUGUGUAAGUGAACAUCGAUUUUCUGGUGGUGUAAAAUGGUUCCUCAGAGCGCAGCCUUUGUGCCUCUUCAGUAUGGAUACUUUUAUUUCCAAACUUCAUUUUUUUCUAAAAAUGCACUUCUCAACUAUUUUUGUUUCUUUAAUAGAGAGUCAACAAUCCGGCACCUAAUCGCUUAAAAUAAUUUCAUCUUAAAUUAGGCUACCCGUAAGGGGGAGCACCAAACCACCCUCUCUUCCUUUUGCCUGUUCCAAGAAUGCUUCUUACCUUGCAGGACCCUUCUGGCCUGAAGUUAUAACAUGGUUUUCUCUUCUGCAUCUUUCUGAAGAAUUACUUUUUUUCUUGCCUUUACUUGGAACUGCUUUCCAAAUGAAUGGCUUGGAUUAGGAAGAAUUGAAUUUGCCUGGAGUGGAAUCCUACAGGAUUGACAGUAUGUUCACCUGUCUGCUUCCUCAUAAAGCUCUAUGGAACAGCCUAGGUGUGUUUGGGGCACCUGGAUGACUCUUGUUUCUGAGUACCUCCAGCCAUGAGAGAUGGGGAUGGUAUUCACUGCUGUCCCAUAUUUCACCACGCUUUUGAAUCUGCAUGCUAGUUCUUAGGAAGUCAGCAGUUAGGGAAUAAAGCUUACUUGUUGAGUAUUAAAACAGUGUAAUUUACAGAGUGAUAAAUAUUUUUUUGGUCACAUUCCAGAGAGGACAGUAGAGAGACCCAGGAAUUUUUGUGUGUGUGAGAAACACACUUGGUGUCACUGCUCUGAAAGGCAAUUAUUUGGGAGCACAGCCUUUGUUUUGCACAGGAAAGCAGAAUUUUAUUGAAGGUUGAAGAAAAUAGCUCUGAUUCACACAGGUGGUUUUUUUUCCUGAUGUUUUUUUAUCCACAUGAUUUAGUAAAAGGUGGGCGAACCUGUAAAACAUUCAGGUUGCUUCAUGUUACUUUGUUGUGGGGUCUGUAACUGUAGAGCUGUCUGUAUCAAAUGUCACUUUGCUUCCAGAACAAUACAUGGUUGGGUUUUGGAAGGCACUUCUUGCUUUGUAGCACCCAGAAGAAGCUGAGAUGAUUCAGAGGAUCCAAACUGUGCAUUAACACAUUUCUCUCGCUUUCCUUUUCAGUGGGAUGAAUGGACAUAAAUUGGUACCAGCUGUCAAACCAAAGCAGAAUGCCUCUAUGCAUUACUGCAAAUGUCUCUAUUGCUGAGUGUUUCCAUGAGGUUAUUGCUAGACAUUACUGGUCAGCGUGUGAAAUGUGUUUGGAAUAUUUCUGAAUUCAGUUGUCUUACCAGUUGGCUGUCUCUGUCCCUUUUUCUUGAACUUGACCCAAUUUAACUAUUCUGGAGGAGUGGGAGAAUAAAAGCAGGGUGUUUGGAUGUAUGGCUGCCACAUAAUGCUUUAUUGGUAUGGGAUAGGUGUGCUUUCUUUCACAUCUGCUGUAUAUGAGUGUUUUUAAGAUGAAAAAGCUAAACAAUUACUGGCUUGCAUUAGGUGUUGUUCAGCUGCAGAUCUGACAUUUUGCAUAUAUUACACAUGAUGGAGCAUGCAAGCUAGACUUGGAGCAGUAACUUGGUCUCAGGUGAGGUCAGUAAAGUUGAAAGCAAACAUCUUACCUGUUUUUAAAUAUGAUUCUUAACACCAGAGGAUUGCAGUUGCUGAGGCUGUUCUUCAGAGCUCCCAGUUGCAUUUCACUUCUGAUUUUUGUGCAGUCUCCAUAUUUGCAGAAUUCUAGAUGCUUUAAAUUCCGGUAGAGAUUGCUAAGCUUUAAUUAAGACUUCCUUCUGUUUAAAGCCUUUUGCUCUGCCAUGACAGAGGGUGUCCCUGCUCUUACAACUGAUUGAAAGACUGCUUUAAAAAACAGAGUGGUCACUGGGUUCAUUCCUAUUCAUGUUCUAAAACCAAUUGUCUAUUUUUUUUACAUAAAUAUUUUCCACAAAGCAUCAAUGUUUAACUGGACAUCUGAGGACAGAAAGGUGCCCCUGGCUGCCUGCAGGCUGUUGGGUAAGGGACAGAGGGGGCAAGGAGCACUGGAAUGGAAUGUUGGGAGGGGAGGGCAGAUGAAUGAAAACAGAAAACAUGAAGUGAAUGGUGCUGGGCAGUUAACAGAGCAGAACAUGUGACAUUAUGUUUUUCUUCAGAUGUCUAUUCGUUAUUAUCAGCAAACAGCUUCAAAAAGUGAAUACUGAGGUCUUACUGUGAUGGUCUCCACAAAACCAGAGUUCUUGCUAGCACCUCAGUGCAUUACAUCUGGGGCAGGAGUGUUUCUAUCACUGGAGUGAAACACAGAGCUUCUGCACCCAACAAAAACCUGUUCCUGGAACUGGGAUCACAACAGGAACCAGAUUUAGCUGAAUUCAUUGAGUACAAUAACUGGUUUUGAAAAGAUAAAAGCUUGUGAGGAAGAAGCCUUGUUGUAUUAGACCAGUCUUGCUCACUUUCAGGUGCAACACUUCUGUGAAGACCUGGGGAAGCUGCUUCUCCUUAGGACGAGCAGACAUUUACAGCAGAUAAAUAUGCUCAGCAGGUGAGGUGACAUCCCAGGUGCUGUCGUGGAGCUGGUGUAGCCCAUCAGAAAGUCCAGCAAUUUCACAGACCUUCUUCUGGAAAGAGCUGAGAAAUCCCUUGCUGGAUUUAGCACAGAUUUACUCCAUGAAUUACACUGCAAGUGGCAGUUAAGAGGCCUGGAUUCACUUCACAAAAUGAAAUUCAUAUACCAUGUGUGUACUUGACAGCGUUUAGCUAUUAAUUUCAUUUCCUUAGGAUUUUAGACUAAUUAGAUACAAACUUAUUUACUGAAAGGAACACAUCUAGACAGGGAGAAAAAAUGCUUUCCUUAGAAACCCUUGUAUUUCUGCAGCCUGUGUGUUCUGCCAAAUUAUUUCAGCAGCUUUUGGACGAGAAGGAGAAAAGUAAAUGGAACACUUUAUUGUGUUGUGUAUUUCCUGUCUUCUGGCAUUUGUGUAGUUUAUAGAUCCUUCCUUAUUCAGGAAGCCCUCUGCUAAAAGGAACUGCUGUUACAGUGUAUUUCUGUAAUAGUUCUUGAUUUAAAACAACUGCCCAGAGCUGCACACUUCACUGGUGUGCAAAGAUGCAAAUUGUGUGCAAAUAAAACCUCGAGUGGAAUUGGGCAGCCUUUGAAAAAACCAAAACAUCGUAUUAAUAUGUUAUUAUCAGCCAAAUCAGCUAAAAAGUCUUCAAAGAACAGGCAAGAAAGUACUCAGAAUUUCCACUUGCAGGUCUACUUGCUUAGAAUUAGGUGAGAUGUUAAAAGCAUAGAAGAACCAGAAAUGAACAAAAGCUUUAUUCAAAACAGACGUGUCUCUUGGAAUGCAUCAGGCCAAAUCAUCAGACUGCAUUCAACCAGUCGGACUCGAUCCCCAGAACUGAAAACAUUUAAUGCACGUUCUGUGGGUUUUUAUAAUGUCUUUUGGCCAUGUUACGAGUAUUUUCAGUUCAUAAAAAUAGUAGAAAAGAUGAAACUGGUGUUAAUGCAAUAGGAAUACAGCAUUUGUUUAUUUACUGGAGCACAAAUGGCAAGAGCUGCUCACCAGUGCAAUGGCUGUAUGAGCUCAUGUCCUGGAAUACCUGCUUGUUGUGCCAGAGGGGUGAAGUCUAGUCCAGCAGGGCUGGGGCAGCUGUCUGGGAAUAGGUUUUACUGGCCUGGUACAGAGGAAGCAAAGCACAGAUGUUUUCAGUACUUUGCAUCUUAUCUUACCCAUCAUCAGUAGGAGUCCCUGUGGCUUCCCAUGGACGUAUUUGCUCCUGGUGCCUGUAUCUGGAAUGCCAUCUUUCAAGUUCUUUCCGUUCACUUUCACUCCUGAGUUUGCCUUGCUAUCACUUCAAAGAUUUCUUUAUGUCGUUCAUCUUUCUGUCCUGUAUCAUAGAAUCACAGAAUCCUUAGAAUUGGAAGGGACCUCUGAAGGCCAUCUAGUCCAGCUCCCCUGCAGUGAGCAGGGACAAGUGUCCUUUAAUUACUGCAGUAAUAAAGCUUUGAGUAGAGAGCAUGUGAGCACUCCACAAGGGGCCUGCUUCUGCUCCGAGACCAGAUACAGAGAUGGAGGAAAUGUCUGCAAGGCACAAAGGGGAAGUCUUGUUUCCUCUCCCUCUGUAUUUCCAGUAGUUUGGUGUGUUAGAAGAGUCACUUCCUGCUAAUUCUUCCCAAGUGCCAAUCCCAUGGCAUCAUCUCUGAGGUUUCUCCAUAAUAUGACAGAUAUGACAACCUGCUGAUGGACUGGCGCUGUCUGCCUGACAAGCUUUGUUUUCAAACUAAAGCUGCAGCACUGCUGUAGAACUGUUUGCAAGCAGCACUUUGAGCCAGGUUAGCUUGGGUUCGUAGUUACGGAGUAAUUACAGGCUUACCUGAAUGCAAACGACCUUGUGCCCAAGGUAUGUGCUGACAUGCUGUUAGCCUGUUUACCUGUUGCUAGACAGGCUUUUUUCCUUUGUCAUUAACGGUGAGGUUUUAUGUUCAGUCCGAGUCCGUACAUGGGGCCCAGGGCCUGCUGGGAUAGGGUUUUACACUUGUGCUGUCCUUUUGCCCUUCCACUGAACUCUUUUCAUUUCAGUCAUGAGCAAACAGUCAGUGCCUGAACUAACAACCCUGCAAUCCUCCAAAGCACGCCUCGCUUACAGUACCAAACAAAGGGAGGCCUGCGUGGGCCGGCCCAAGCCAAGGAAUGCAGCUUCGGGGUUCUGCUCCAUAAAUUUAACCAGCACGACAAAAAGGAGAUAAUAUGAGCCUUCGUGAUGAUCUGAAAGGGGGAGGUUUGUGUCCCAUUGAUUGCGGUCUGGCCUAUUGCCAGGCCCCGAGCCUGACCGACAGUUGAACCAUAUCGUUAAGGCGUGUAAUACAGCUCAAGUCUUGUACAGCAGCCAAUGAGUACAUAUCCAGAGGGCAAAAGUUUAUAAAGAGUUGAGGCUGUCCUGUUUAACCCUCUCACACUGCAUGUAAUAUAUACUGCUGCCAUUCAGAAAUAGUCCCAUUGCUAUUAAAAAUGUAAACCUUCAACUUUCUUUACUUGGAAGAAAUACAUGUGUGUCUGAUUUCUAAUGUGCAGCAGAUUUAUAAAGUGAUCUGAGAAAAAUAUGUAAAACUGAUCCUUCAGAAAAAACCAAUCCAACCCCCCCUUAUUCUUUUUCCACUGCUUUAUCCAUAGUUGGUUACUUUUGUUGAGAUGUCUUCUGGUUGUUAUGCAGAAUCUUUCAUACAGAUGGAGCUAUUUAUUGCCUUGAUGUCACCUCAUUUAGCAUGUGGCUGGUAUUUUUAUAGAUAAUUUUUUCACCUAAUGUUGCUGUUAACAUGUGGAGCGCUCUUUAGCAGUUCUGGAAGUGCAGCCAGUUGAUUUAAAUUGCUUUUGCAACUGUUAGUGCUAAAGAGCCAAACAGACGUCCUGAGGAGUCGUCAUUCAGUGACUGUUGUGCUGGUGGGCUGCAAAGGGCACCACGUAGGGUGUGAAGAGAAGAUGCAGAGGGUGAGCACGGCCCAUUUCACACAGUCCUUCAUGCACAACUGAUAGUUAAUGCUGGGUAGCAGGCAGUGGUUUGCAUUUUGCACUCCAAGUGAAAUGACCACUUCUGCAAUUACUGUAAGUGGGCGUUGCUUGGCCAGCAUGGAUGGUUUGUGAUGGGACCAUUGUAAACAUGAACGUAAUGUCAGCAGACUGGGCUUAGAAGUUUCAGUACUGCACUGUGUCCCAGGGCAGAGUGACAGUGUGGCCCUGAGCUUUUUAAGGCCAAAUUCAGCUCUUCUCAUUCAGAUGGAUACUGGAAAGAAAGCGCUGCAAAGAACCUUAUCUUUCACAUGGAAUCAGAGGGUGAAUGGGAGCAUUUUUCAGCACGUUGGUGAGACAAGAAACUUCAAGGCCAGUAACAUGACUCUGUGGUCAGUGCAGCAAGAGCCUGGGAUAAACUGGAAACUGAGAAGGCAGUGUUUAUUUACAUAUUUUUUUUCAUCUCUUAAUCUUGAUGAUACCAAAGUGCUUGAAGAAGCUUGCUGCAUUAUUAGGUAAGGAAGUACCAAAGGUUGAAUAGUGAAUGAUGUGCUGAGUACUGCAGUUUUUCAGUAUAUAAACACAUGCAGCUCACACAGACCUUGGAUUUCUGAUAGGGAUGUCUUAAGGAUGUGCUGUUUCAGUGAGUACAUCUGCUCCUCUGUUGUUUGCAAGGAAGUGAUUCUUAGCUUUAACUUCUCGCUUCCUUUUGAAGUGGGAGCCUUUAGAGAUUGUAUACAAUCAUAACCCCAGUGAAUAGUACUCAAUUUUGGUUUGAUCUUGUAUACAAAGGAAAGGGGGAGGGGAGAAAAUAGCUCCAUCUCAAAGAGGCUGGCAGGAACCGCCUGCAUGAUAAGCAGUUCCUUCUUCAGCAUGCUGCUCUGUCUGAGAGUAUCCUGAGUCAGAUAAAGGUCCUCUGUAUCUGAGCUCGUAGAUCCAUCCAGAGAGGAGGGAUUUGACUUUAAGUGGGAGGUUUUAACCCGAGGCACCGUUUAUUUGUAUGUUUCUGCCUGAAACAAGCAUUCUGGGAACACGUUUAACGAGUACAAUAUAUUCCAUGCAUUUGCUGGAAUAAACGGUGCAUAUAAGCUUCCUCAGAUAUGCAGUCAGCAGGGAGCUGUCUGGCUCAAGAUUUUACACAUUCUUGCAUCUAACUGAGAUACUCUAAUGCCAAAUCCAAUAUCCAGACUGCACCGUGUGUGCGUUUGUAACACACCUUAAAAACAUCUGUCUGAAUUGGUGAACAAAUUCCAUCACAGCUCGCUGGGUUCAGGUGGCAAAGUCCUCCUCCAAGAAACCAUCUGCCCAUUGGGAACUGCAGCCCCAAAGCCCAGCAAGUGGGCAAUAAUUCUUCGGUCAGGAGGUGCAGCUUUCCCUUCUGCCAUGAAUCUGUGAUGGUCGUAAGGCUGUGUGAAACUGAGCCCAAGUCAUGUAACGUUCGCAUGCUCAGACGCAGAGAACACACUGCUCAGUGAAGGUGGAAGAUGUUCCAGCUUGUCACAGCAGUUCAUCAUUUGAAACAAAGUACAGUUAAGGACAUCACUGAGGAAUUGUGGCAAUGGUGGAUUUUUAGUAUUUUGCAAAACUGUAAUAGGAAAUAUAGGCCUUCCCAGCAAUGGCAUACGUUUGUUUUCAUUUCUUAUCCCGUGGUAUGACUGCGUUGUCUGUGGUUCUGCUGUGAUUGCUGAACUUGGAGGUUAUUUUUCAACUGACUGUGGCACUUCUGAGUGUGCUUACACUGUGUUCUCCUAUUGUGGACUUUGGAGGUGGUUAAGCACUGUCUUCGUCCUGCUUUCUGUGGAAAUACACAUGGAUGAAGGCUGCAGGUGGAAUUCACUCUGAACUCCAACUGUGGCGGGUAUUUUAGCUGGUGUGUAUUUUACAGCAGAAGAUGUAAGACUAUUCUUCUUUUAAUUUACUGGAUUAAGUCUCUUCUGCAUGUCUGAAAUGCACUAAACCCCCACAGACAAAGCACGCACUGUAUUUAUGAAGCAGACUUUUUCCAGAGCCACGUAAGUAACAGGUUUAGUAUUAUUUCUCCAAAAUACCAGCAGCAAUUGAAUUGUUCCAUAGGCUUAUACUGCCUGCCAAUUUUCCUUUGUUUGAACUAAGGUUGCUUUCUAAUUAUUGCAGUGGGGGGAAAUUGUUCCCAGGCUGAAGGUCAGUAUUGCCAAGUUACAGCCCUGAGCAGGCUUCCAGUGAUAGAUUUAAUGCAAACUUGGAAAAGAAAAAAAAAAGCACGCAGGUUUAUGCAAUGGAAACAGUGACAGGAUUUGAGCUAUACCAGAACCAGUGAGUUUAUUGCUCCAAACAGGUUAGAAGGACAAGGCUGUUAGACUGCAGCACCUUUAUGAACACCACGUAUUGAUGAAAAAGCUGGAAGGUUUUGGCAGCAAAAACUGGGUCUAGCUGCAAAAGGAACUUUUACUGGGAAGUGUGGGAGAGGGCUGUGCAUACAGACAGCUCUCAGAGGCUGCCAUGGCUGAUCUCUGCACUGCUGGCUGCCAACCAGGAUUUAGUGCAGGGUUUGGGUGUCAGUCAGUCCAGCAGCUGAAGCUUCUGCAAGAGCCUCUUCCAUUCAGCACUGCUUUCAGAAUGCCAGAGUUAUGUUCCUUGCACUUACAGCUGUUGUUUGUGCUGGGCUUUGGGUGUCCUCGUGCUCUUUUGAUUACAGAUCAAAAUCUGGAUGCAGGUUAUAAGCUCAAGUUGAGCUUCUCAAAUAGGUGAAUAGUUGCCAGUGCUGCUCCUUGACCAGAACAGGAGGUUUGAAAUUCAGAUAAACAUAUUUAAUAAAGUUAUAUUGAUUGCUGUGUUGGUCAUGGGUAAUAACAAGUACUUCAGCAACAAUAACCUCUUCUAUUACGAAAGGUUGAGGGAACAGGGCAUAUUUAGCUUGGAGAACAGAAGGCUUUGGGGAGAUCUCAUUGUGGCCUCCUAGUA
Molecule: messenger RNA, 24596 nt
Organism: Phasianus colchicus (ring-necked pheasant)
Lineage: Eukaryota; Metazoa; Chordata; Aves; Galliformes; Phasianidae
Source: RefSeq, a predicted model, not a curated record